CCGUGUUCGUUUAGUAGAACCCUAACUUAAAGUGCGGCGGCGGCGAGCAUACCACGCGGCAGGCCUGGUUAGCAAUCUCAACCCCCAAAAAGGAGAGAUCGAUGGCGGCUGGAGGCGGGGGAGGCGAGGUGCUGACGCCUCGUGAGUUGGCGAUGGAAGAGAUGGAUCCGCAGCCUGGCGUUUUCUCCGAAGCAGAGAUCCUGAGGAUGGAGAUUGCGUCCCUGGUGAACUUGCUCAGGGAGAAGCAGUCUGACGUUCUUUCGCUCGAUCCUGAGACCGUGAGGAAAAUCACGUCCCUGAGGAGCGAGAUCGCGUGCCAGAAGUUGGAAAGGGAGGUUCCGGAGGUCAAACGCACAGUGCCGCGGAGGCGUAAAAAGUUCUCUGCAGUGCCGAGGGUCGGGCAGAAGAAGGAGAUCAUGGCCGAUCAGGAGAGCAUGGAUCUGUCCAACUCCAACACGCAGAGUGUGAGCUCCCAAGUCAGUUGCAUCUCCGAGCAGAUGCCCGAGCGCUGCGAACAGAAGGAGAUCGACUCGGAGAAAAUCAAACCAGCCUCCAGAUUCGAAUCCAACUUGGAGCAUGUAUAUUUGCCCUACGGUGGCGAGGACGAGGGGGAGCGCAGGCCAAUUCAGUUGUAUAUUGGAGCAGGCGGAGGCCUUGUGCGACGAGAUGGCAUCUAUGGCAUCUAUUCUGGGCAAAAUCAGUAUCCCCCUCAUCUCCUAUUACGAUGUCUCCAAUCUGUUUCACAUGGCGUAUAGAUUUUUGAAGAUCUCCAAGAGUAUAUACGAUUAUACCUGCAAUGCUGAUAAACAGAUGGCUGACCAAUGUGCUGAGGACCAGAGGACCAAGGAGUAUGUGGAGAUGACUGAUCAGGUGGACAAAGGCAAAUCCAGCACCCACUGUCUUAACCAGAGUAGCAAGGAAGAGGUGGAUGAAUCUGUAACAGAUUUGACAAUGGACCUUUGUAAAUCAAACAUGGAGACGCACCAGAAGGCUGCUGAUAGCCAGAUGAUUGAUCUCACGGUGGGCAAAGGCCAAUCAAGCACGGAGACGCAUGCGUUGAGGAUGAUGGACCAAGGAAAAUCAAGCAGUGAAGGCGAAUCAAGUAACGAAGGCAAAUCAAGCACGGAGACGCGUGCGUCGAGGAUGAUGGACCAAGGCAACUCAAGUAGUGAAGGCCAAUCAAGCACGGAGACGCGUGCGUUUAGGAUGAUGGACCAAGGAAAAUCAAGUAGUGAAGGCCAAUCAAGCACGGAGAUGCAAGGCCAAUCAAGUAACGAAAGCAAAUCAAGCACGGAGACGCAUGCCUCGAGGAUGAUGGACCAAGGCAAAAAAUCAAGCUUUAGGAUGGGCCUGGAUUGCGAUGAGAAUGGUAUGCCCAACUUGUGCAAAUAUUACGAGAUGCUCGAAUGUGAGGAUGCGGAGGAGGAAGAUGAGGAGAUGACUCCGGAGGGUGUAAGGAUGUAUAACAAAUUCCGUAAGGAGCUGUUAGAGAUGGAAGCUGGCUUACGCAAGGAGCGGGAGCAGGAUCAAAAGGACGCGCUGAGGUGGGAGCAGGAUCAAAUUGACACACCGAGCUGUUACACAAUGGACCCGAUCCCCUUCUCACUUCAGGACGAGGCAGAGGAGACUGAGGAGGCGGAGGAGACGGAAUUCACAAAAUCAGACACGGAAGAGAUGGAGAUGGCGGACAAGUUGUUUGCUUUAGGGCGUAAAGGCUGGGAAUCUGCAUGGGGAGACGACUGCGGUAACUUCGAAGACAGGACCGUAUUGAGUCCUAUGCACUUUACACAUUGCACGCCGGGACUGAUCCCGUACGCUGCUCGCACUGUGAGCACCUUGCAAAUCUACUCCGUGAAGAUUGUUGGAAGAGAUGGAAAGUUGAAGUUGCCACUCCAUGUUUAUGGGAUCGUCGCUGCCCGAGAUGCCGUGGACUACAACCGCAACAUUCUCUUCUCCCGGCGAAGGGAAAACUGCCAAAAACUAACUCCAGAGGAUCCUUUUUUGCGCUUGACUGGCCCGUCCCGUGCAAUUGUGGCUGUGGACGAUGUUGAUUUCGAAGUCCAACUGAAAGUAAAGGGCUCAUCAAGGUCUCGCGACAGAGCAUUGAUGAGUCAUCGCUUUACUUACGCCGGUGGUUACCAUGAAGGUUUACAUACCACGUUCUCCAGCAACAGCUUUUGCACAGUAGAAUUGAGCUAUGAGCGACUUACAGAGACAGUCCAGGCUACUAUCUUGAGUGCGCGUGUUGUUGAAGGGGCGCCUUGGCCUUUUGAAUAUGGCGGGCGGAUUAUGUGCUCCUCGCCACCACAGGAAGUUACGGACUCCCUAUCCAGGCAAGUUGUGUUGGUUGAUUCUCAUCGUUCUGAUGAUGGUGGAGAAAUGCCAAUGGGCUCGGAUGGUUACAUUGAUCUGUCAAGGCAUGUUGUUUCUGUAGAACUUGAAGAAAGCCUGCAGUUUGUCAUACAAGCCUACUCACAGUCUGGUGAUGCUAUUGCUAGACAAGGUAGUGUCAGGUUCAGGACCAAAUACUGCAACAUAAGUCGAGCGAUAUGUGAGAUUGGUGACUCUAAGGUGGAGAUAACUGUCGCUUGGUCCCAACUUGCUAAGCACAAGAGGGAUAUCCUCUUAGAAGGACAUGUUUGACGGCUCUUGUGCCGUGGAUGUUCUGGACUGCAGAAUUAUUUGUCUUUGAUUAGUAGUAUAAAUCUGUCCUGUACCUCUUGCCCAAUUUUAUCUGUUUAUGUCUUGCAUGCGGUUUGCAGAACUGCAGAAUUAUUUCUUUUUGAUUA
This is a messenger RNA of Triticum aestivum (bread wheat), 2789 nucleotides long. RefSeq lists its product as uncharacterized. NCBI's taxonomy places the organism in Eukaryota, Viridiplantae, Streptophyta, Magnoliopsida, Poales, Poaceae. Bases 577 to 2643 code for a protein of 688 amino acids. The transcript is spliced from 3 exons. The record is from RefSeq and is a predicted model, not a curated record.